AUGCAAAUCAAAGAUAUUCUCUAUCGGGGUGGACCAACAAAUCCAAAGAAAGUAGAUCCUCUAGAUUCCAAAAUCAUAUCAAUAAUUAAAACAAGUGCUGUUGGGCUUUUCAACCAUUUUGACAGUGACAGUGUUGCCCCAGAUAGCUUAGAGAGGCAUAACUUUGCUGAGGUUCAAGUUAUUUUGCCUGAGGAGCCAGAAUUAUGUAAUAAAGAUCUUGAGACUGAACUUAAUGAUUAA
Molecule: messenger RNA, 240 nt
Organism: Parnassius apollo (apollo)
Lineage: Eukaryota; Metazoa; Arthropoda; Insecta; Lepidoptera; Papilionidae
Source: the annotation of a GenBank genome assembly